AUGUCAAGUGAGAUAAAUCUAUUUGCUGGCCCAAUAAUAGAACCCGACAGCCCAGAAGAUAUAGAGAUAACCACAUCCUUGAAUUCCCGUUUUGACCAGCUCGAGAUUGUGAAGAAACUACGAGAAGAUCCAGAUUAUACGGAAUGGGAGCCAUAUGGGAACUUUACUGAAGAAGAGAAGAAGGCAAGGCUUACUAAAAACACCCUCAAAUCUGUCUUAUACCUUGGCAACGGGCUUGAUGGAUGGCCUACUGUUGUGCAUGGUGGUGCAAUCGCUACAAUUCUUGACGAAAAUAUGGGCCGUUUAGCCAUCGAGAAUCUACCCGAGCGCACAGGGGUUACUGCCAAUCUCAACAUAUCCUAUAAAGCCCGCCUCGGGCGAGACCAAUACAUAAUUGUCGAGGCAAAAUAUGAUCGCCUCUUGAGUUCUGAAAGAAAGGCAGUUAUUGAAGCCGUCAUUAAGGAUGGUAAAGGGAAAGUCUACUCGGAGGCCAAAGCAUUAUUUGUGUAUCCUAAAAAACUGAAGUUGAGGACACUGGGAGAGAAAUUUUAG
This is a messenger RNA of Trichophyton verrucosum HKI 0517, 552 nucleotides long. RefSeq names its product thioesterase family protein. The record is from RefSeq and is a predicted model, not a curated record. Bases 1 to 552 code for a protein of 183 amino acids. The transcript is spliced from 2 exons. Lineage: Eukaryota; Fungi; Ascomycota; Eurotiomycetes; Onygenales; Arthrodermataceae.